Mesoplodon densirostris (Blainville's beaked whale) is the source of this 1916-nucleotide messenger RNA. It is a transcript of the gene PTP4A3, whose product is annotated as protein tyrosine phosphatase 4A3. Gene Ontology annotation, molecular function: protein tyrosine phosphatase activity. The coding region runs from base 863 to 1384 and encodes 173 amino acids. The record is from RefSeq and is a predicted model, not a curated record. The transcript has 6 exons. Gene Ontology annotation, biological process: endothelial cell migration; protein dephosphorylation. NCBI's taxonomy places the organism in Eukaryota, Metazoa, Chordata, Mammalia, Artiodactyla, Ziphiidae. Gene Ontology annotation, cellular component: nucleus.
ACGCGCCCCAGACCCUCGUGCACGCGCACGCGCCCAGAGCCCUCCGCCCGUGGAGCCGGCGCCCGGACCGCCAGACGCUGCCUGCCGCUGACCAGCCCGGGAUUUAUGGAGAGGGCCUCAGAGGGCCACUCUGAGUGCUGCUGCGGCCAGCAUCGCCGCCGCGCCUGCUGCUGAGACCCCGUGCCUCCGGCCCUCACCAUUGCCCUCGCCUGCCCAUGGCCCCCGCCGCCCGGCCCGGGGCCGGAUCUGCCGCCUGAGCCCCCUGCCCCCUUCCAGGACUCGCCGUACCCCGAUGGGGUAACGUGACGGAGCCGCCUGCACCCACCCCAAGGCCGCCCCGUUGGUUCAGUUCGAGUUCGUUCUUCCUUUGGUCCUUGGGGGUUUGGGGCCUUUGAGUGAAGGCGGCCGUCGACCUGUCCACGGAUGCAGACGGGGCGUCCCCAGCGACAGGACAGCGCUGGCCACGGCUGCAGCGGCCGGACUCACUUUGGGCUUUUUAAAGUUUUCUUCGCUGACCGUUUUUGGUUGUCGUUAUUUUUGCUUUUGCCCCCGUGUAAUUAUCCAGCUCUGAGAGGCAGGAGCUUGGACUUGUCCAUUUUACUUCUGGGGGGCUCUUUUGUUCCUUUCGCUUUUUAAAGAGUUGGGUUUUCUUUUUUAAUUAUCCACCCGUUAAUCCGGGCAGCAUCCUCCCCCCUCCCAAGUAUUUGCACAAUAUUUGUGCGCGGUGUGGGGGGCAGGUUUUUAAAGAAGCAGUUUCUCUCUUGGACAAGCACAGGGAUCUCGUUCUCUUUGGGUUCUGGGGGGCUGCUGGGGCCUUCUCCCACCCGCGUCCCGGGCGCCGCCCUGCCUUUGGGGCGCAGCCAUGGCGCGGAUGAACCGGCCGGCCCCCGUGGAGGUCAGCUACAAGAACAUGCGCUUCCUCAUCACGCACAACCCCACCAACGCCACCCUCAGCAGCUUCAUCGCGGACCUGAAGAAGUAUGGGGCCACCACCGUGGUGCGUGUGUGCGAAGUGACCUACGACAAGGCCCCGCUGGAGAAGGAUGGCAUCACCGUCGUGGACUGGCCGUUUGACGACGGGGCGCCUCCCCCCGGCAGAGUGGUGGAGGACUGGCUGAGCCUGCUGAAGACCAAGUUCUGUGACGACCCUGGCAGCUGCGUGGCUGUGCACUGUGUGGCCGGCCUGGGACGGGCUCCAGUCCUCGUGGCUCUGGCCCUCAUCGAGAGCGGGAUGAAGUACGAGGACGCCAUCCAGUUCAUCCGACAGAAGCGGCGUGGAGCCAUCAACAGCAAACAGCUUACCUACCUGGAAAAAUACCGGCCUAAGCAGAGACUGCGGUUCAAGGACCCACACGCGCACAAGACCAAGUGCUGUGUAAUGUAGCUCAGGACCUUGGCGCCCUGGCCUUGGGCUCCGCGGGGCUCCAUCUCCCUUCUCUCCAGACGCCUUGGCACACCCGCCACCAGCGGUCCGGCCCGCCCCACGCGCCCUUUGCUGUCUCCUGUCACCGCCCCCCUGCGUCUCUGUCCACACGCGCGUGCAAGUGUGUCUGUGUGUGUGUGCUCGCACCACUGUCUGGUCCGUCCUUCCUUUUGUCCACGUGCCUCGCGUCUCUGUCUCUUCCUCUGUGCCCUGUGUGUCUCUGUCUGUGCCCUCGGCUCCUUGUGUCCCUCUGAGGCUUAAUUUCCCCUAAUCUCCCCCUCACCCCGCGUCCCUGGCUCUCCUGCCAGUGCCCUGCCGCUGGGCAGCUCUCAUCUUUGGCCCGUUUGUUUGGGGGCUGGUGUAUUUUUUAACCACUGGGCCCAGCCCCUCCUCUGCAGCCCCUCACCCUGACCUGUCCUUGGCACCUUAAAUUAUUUGGUCUGGGGCGGUCAGAUGUUCUGGACACUCAAAGGCAAUAAACCCGGACUCUGUG